CACACUUGUCGUUGUCUCUCAUAAAAACUUAUGUUUUAAUUUUUAAAAUUCAGAUGUAGGUUAACACACUGUAAAAAGUUGACACAUAACAGAUUAAUUUAUUGGAAUUUGUAUACGAAUGUAUGGAACUGAGAAAGAUCGUUCUUUUGAAUUAAAUUUUAAAUGUAAAUAAAUAAAAAUGGAGGAAAAAUAUAUUUUGUCUUUAGAUAUUGGAACAACAACAAUUCGUUCUGUAAUUUAUAAUAUUCGCACAGAAACUAUAGUUAAAAAAGCUGAUAAUGUUGUGCUUCAUUAUCCAACUACGGGCUAUGUUGAAAUUGAUCCGGAUGAGUUAUGGGCAUCGGUUGUAGAUGUAGUGAAGAAGGCUCUACAAAGUGCAAACCUUAGCCCUGGGCAGAUAACGGCCAUGGGUAUAUCAACACAGCGUAGUACAUUCAUAACAUGGAGCAGAAGUACAGGAAAGCCAUUCCAUAGAUUUAUUACAUGGAAAGAUAUGAGGGCAGAUAAAUUGGUAAAGCAAUGGAAUGCAUCAUAUUUGUGGAAGGUUAUAAGGACGGGCGCAUACAUCUUGUUUCUAAUGUCACGGAGUAAAAGAUUUCGAGCUGGAAGUGUUUUGAAAUUCACAAAUAACCAGACAACAAUCAGACUGUACUGGGCAUUGCUUAAUAUACCCGAGUUGAAGGCUGCUGUUGAGAGGAAUGACGCGAUGUUCGGCACUCUUGAUACGUGGCUCUUAUAUAAAUUAACAGGUAGCAAACUCCACGUAACAGACGUCUCGUCCGCAUCUGCAACAGGUUUCUUUGACCCGUUCACGAUGAACUGGGCGGGGUGGGCCAUGUCUAUAUUCGGUAUACCGAUGGCAGCGUUGCCGAAGGUCGUCGACACCGCGGGUGAUCACUUCACUAGCACCGUACCAGAUAUAUGGGGCGCGGCGAUACCUAUCAGGUGUUGUAUAGCCGACCAAACGGCUUCCAUGUGGGGCUCGUGUUGUUUCGAGGAGGGUGAAGUGAAGCUGACGAUGGGGACCGGAACGUUCUUCAACAUCAACACGGGGUCCUCCCCACACGCCAGUGUCUACGGUCUGUACCCCAUCGUCGCUUGGAGACUCGGCUCUGAGUUGGUCUUCUCCGCUGAAGGCGCAAACAACGACACGGCCAGUAUCAUACAGUGGGCGCAGAAUUUAGGUUUGUUCGAGAACCCAGAGGACAGUGCCGGUAUAGCAAUGUCAGUGUCGGACUCGGAUGGAGUUUUCUUUGUACCCGCAUUUAGUGGACUUGGUCCACCGUACAACGAGUGCACAGCCGCAUCGGGGUUCGUCGGGAUGAAGCCGUCCACUACUAAAGCGCAUUUAGUUCGAGCCGUACUCGAGUCCAUUGCUUUUAGAACGGCCCGGUUGUAUGAAUGUGUUAGAAAAGAGACGGAGUACUCGCUACAUACCAUUAGGUUGGACGGAGGCGUAUCUAAUAAUGAUUUCGUGGCUCAGCUGGUAGCAGAUUUAACCGGUCUCAGAGUAGAGAGACCAGUACAAGUGGAGAUGUCUUCUCUUGGCUGUGCUCAUAUUGUGGGUCUGCAGUUAGGAAUAUUCAAAUCGAAGGAUGAAAUAAAAUCGCUCCGAAAGAUCGGCACCGUAUUCACUCCACGAGAGCAAGUCAAAAAGUCGUAUAACGCAAUCAUAUCGAGGUGGGAAGACGCAGUUAGAAGAAUGUUUGGAUGGUACGAUGUCACACCAUCAACCAGCUCAGUAUCUGCUACGAGGGAUCUAACGCCACAGAGUAACUACAGGAAUUCUAAAGAGAAGAUCGGGAAAUGUUUGUAGCAGUGGCUUUUGUUGAUCGCUGUUGCGACAGGACUCAUAAUUAGAUGAUAAAUGAACUAUUUCAGUUGUCCUGUAUUACCUGUUCAAAGUUUAACUAGCUGGACUAUAUCCGUCUGUUAGCCUAAUACCACAGAGUAAUUAAGAAAAGAGAUCGAUGAAAUGGAUAUUUUGCAGUUAAGUGAUAUUUGAUCCAUUUCAUUAGUGCUCCAUAAAUGGAUAAGUUGUUGGUUUUUAGUCACCAGCAGUUUAGUAAAGAUUAGUAAUUGUCCUAUUAACAAACGCAGUGUUAAGUUACUCCAAGUUUAAAACUUUGUGUUAUUACAAAAAAGCUAAACAUGUAUUGAACACUUAUUUUAAAAAAGUUCUAUUACAAAUCUGUGUCUUUCUGGUGUUUAGCGUUCAAAAAUCGUUGAAUAUUGCUAAUAUUUAAACAUGAGUCAAAGCUUGUCUAACUGAUAGAUCAUAUUCAGGAAUAUUUAGUAUUAUUAUGACAGCUGUCAAAGAUUGCGUUCCGUCCCUUUUUGUUCCUGUACACUUCACUUUAUGUUGUGUUUAACGUCGUUUUAGUUAAACACAAGCUAAACACUGUUUUGUAAUAGUAAAAGAUAAACUCUAUUUUAGACGUUGUUAUUGUUACGUCACUGACGUUGUUAUAGUAAGAUCACUGUCUACAUAAAUAUAUGACAGGGAGAAUAAUUUUAUACUGUGUUUUAAGACAGUAAGGGUAUUAUUAGAACCUAUGUGCCAACGGUAAGACAUAUAUACCUAACGGUAUAUGUAACUGAGUAGCUACUGGACUUUGAAAAAGAUAGUAAAGUAUAAGUAAAUAAAAAAUUAGUUAUUAAGUAAAGUAUGCAUUUAUUCAUGACAACACAAAUAUUAUAUACAUAGUAAAAUUAACAAAUUAAAAAUACGGCGUCAUGAAAAGGACACCCACUCAGCAUUUUUGGAAUUGAAAUAAGGAUCACAUAAAUUCCAACACUGAUUUUCAGUAAGUACCUACCAAGUCGACCUGUUGGCAGCAGCCGUAGACAACACGGUUCCUUUUGUGGUCUUAAAAGUGACCGUUUAAAAAUAGUACAAAAAGAAAAAAAUAAUGAUUAUAUGCUAAUAGGAGUUUAAAUUUUUUUUUAUUAUAUUAAAUAGGAUAUUAUGUUUUGAUCUUUUAUUUAUUGAAGCUGUUUAUUAGGGUGAUGUUUGAUCCUGAUCAAAUCGGAUUACGGGUAGGAUUAAGUAAAAAAUAAUAUAAGUUAUCCAGGGUUGCUACAAAAAUAUAAGAUUGUUAGUGGUUGUUGAUUAUUGCGUUGUUAAGAAGAUAGUCUAAGCUUGGUUUGUUUCCCGUGUUGGCUGGGAUCGUUUGAUUUAAUAUCUAUUAGUAUUAUUUAUUUAGUAAGAAAUUGUUUUUAUAUUGAAUUGGGUUAUAAAUAUAAGAUUUGUAUUUUUUAA
Leptidea sinapis is the source of this 3262-nucleotide messenger RNA. Its product is annotated as putative glycerol kinase 5. The record is from RefSeq and is a predicted model, not a curated record. Gene Ontology annotation, molecular function: glycerol kinase activity. NCBI's taxonomy places the organism in Eukaryota, Metazoa, Arthropoda, Insecta, Lepidoptera, Pieridae. The transcript is spliced from 11 exons. Bases 179 to 1816 code for a protein of 545 amino acids. Gene Ontology annotation, cellular component: mitochondrion. Gene Ontology annotation, biological process: glycerol-3-phosphate biosynthetic process; glycerol metabolic process; triglyceride metabolic process.